Molecule: messenger RNA, 1716 nt
Organism: Rhodotorula toruloides NP11
Lineage: Eukaryota; Fungi; Basidiomycota; Microbotryomycetes; Sporidiobolales; Sporidiobolaceae
Product: DUF804 domain membrane protein
Exons: 8
Coding region: 1-1716 (571 amino acids)
Biological process (GO): magnesium ion transport
Cellular component (GO): membrane
Molecular function (GO): magnesium ion transmembrane transporter activity
Source: RefSeq, a predicted model, not a curated record
AUGGGGGACGAGUCGGGUCCACACCUCUCGAUAGCGGCCGGGAUCACAGUCGGACUCGUCUCGAGCUUCGUCCAGUCGCUCGGCCUGACUGUCCAGCGACUAAGUCACCUCUCGAACGAGAAGCUUCCGGCCGACGAGCGGAAACGGGAUUGGCAGCGACCGUUGUGGCUUUCCGGGUUCGCCGUCUUCAUCGUCUCGAAUGUUUUCGGCACGCUCUUCCAGCUCGGAGCCUUGCCCAUCGUCGUCCUCGGACCUUUAGGAGCCGUCUCACUCCUUUGGAACGCCUUCUUCGCCCGAAUCAUCCUUGGCGACCACUUCUCAGCGCAGCUAGUCGCGGGCUCACUACUCAUCGCUGGCGGCGCUACCCUCAUCGGCAUCUUUGGAGUUGUGCCGGAGCCGACUCUCUCCCUCCCACGCCUCAUCGCCCUGUACACUCGCCCUGCCUUCCUUCUCUUCCUCCUCUUCCUCGCCCUCGGCCUCCUUUUCACCCUUUCCGUCGCCCAUCUCGCCGAAUGGCGCCUCAACAAGCGCCUCGAGAACCUGCACCCCCCGCCUGGAACGCCGAAGACGCCUCGAGCGGUCAGCAGGGCGGUCAGGAAGCGAAGAUGGAGCGUGCCCCCCUUAGGCGCGGCUAAAUCUACACCGCAGCUUGCCUCGGGCGAACGGCAACCUCUACUUCCGAAACACGCUGCACAAGCGACCGCCGUAUCGCCUGAACGCGCGACGAAGCCGCGACCACCUUCAUUGCGCUUCGACGACCCGAAGCUGGGCUUAAUCAGCCUCGAAGAGACGAUGCAGAGAAUCGAGCGAACGCGGGUAUGGCUCGCAACGGCGUAUGGCGCCACCUCCGGUACUUUGGCAGGUCUGUGCUUGCUUUUCACCAAAACGGGAGUAGAUCUGGUCAUCUUGACGAUCCAAGGGAAGAACCAGUUCAAUCGCAUUGAAGCAUGGCUCAUUCUUGCCAUGCUUCUCAUCUGCGAGCUGUUGCAGCUCGCCUACCUCAAUCGCGCGCUCCGCCUCUCCGGCCCAACCUUUGUCUGCCCCCUCUCCUUCUGCUUCUACAACACCGCCUCGAUUGUCUCCGGCAUAAUCUACUACCGCCAAGCCGACGCACUGUCUCGCUUGCAGGGAGGGAUGGUCGGGCUUGGUUGUACCGUCCUGUUGGCGGGAGUCUGGGUGGUUAGCCUCAGAUCGGGAGCGUCGAAGGGUGAGGAGAAGGUUGAUACGGGAGAAGGUUGGACAGACGAGCCGGAAGAUUUGGCGAUGGAAGGUGUCGAAGACUUGACAGAUCAGGAAGAGCCAGUUACCUGGCGUCCUCGCGGCUUCUCGAUUGGUCUCUCCGCCGCCUCUCCCGGCUUCGAGAUCCGCCCUCGACCCGCUCGCGCACACACAGCUGCUCUUCCCACCUCUUCCCCCUUCAGCACAUCAUCCGAAGACCCGCUCGCACGUUCGACGGCGUCUCUUCUGCCCAACAUGCCGCGCAGGACGAGGCCUGCUCGAGGACACCGACGAAGCGAGUCGCUGAGCGGGGCGCUCUAUGUCGGCGAGGCAGAUGAGGACAUUUGGCGUUCGGCUGUGGCUGCAGAGGCCCCGACGGGAGAUGGCCUAGGCAUACAGGGUGCGGCUACGGAGCGCAGCGGGGCGGAGACGGCGAGAACGAGGGAGAAGUGGGUCGCGCGGUGGCGGCGGCGGCUCCGGAUGUCUGUAGAAUCGUAG